CGCACCUCCUCAGGGGGCUGCAGAGAACACCUUACUUCUACAAGAGCCGUUCCACCGUCCAUCCUUUCUCCCUCAUUUCCACUUCAACUACACCAAAAGACUCCCUCAUAGUAGUUUAUUCUAAAAAGAGAGAGAGGCACAGAUUGUUUCAUCCACUUUUAAGGUCUUAGAAGAAGAAAAGGCAUCAACACCCGCAGCCAUGAAUGGCACAGAAGGACCCAACUUCUAUGUACCCAUGUCUAACAAGACUGGGGUGGUGCGCAGCCCAUUUGAGUACCCUCAGUACUACCUGGCUGAGCCCUGGAAGUACUCUCUUCUUGCAGCGUACAUGCUGUUCCUCAUCAUUUCUUCCUUCCCCAUUAACUUUCUCACCCUCUACGUCACUGUCAAGCACAAAAAGCUGAGGACCCCGCUGAACUACGUUCUGCUCAACCUGGCGGUGGCCGACCUCUUUAUGGUAGUUGGGGGCUUCACGGUCACGCUCUACACGGCCCUGCAUGGAUAUUUCGUCUUAGGUGUCAGCGGCUGCAAUAUUGAAGGAUUCUUUGCCACAUUAGGAGGAGAGAUUGCUCUCUGGUCUCUGGUGGUUUUGGCUAUUGAGCGCUAUAUUGUGGUCUGUAAGCCGAUGACCAACUUCCGCUUUGGAGAAAAACAUGCCGUGGCUGGCCUGGGUUUCACAUGGGUCAUGGCCCUGACCUGUGCUGCUCCCCCUCUCUUUGGAUGGUCCCGGUAUAUCCCAGAGGGAAUGCAGUGUUCCUGUGGGAUUGACUACUACACUCCCAAGCCUGAGAUCAACAACACCUCGUUCGUCAUCUAUAUGUUUGUCCUCCACUUCUGUAUCCCCUUGUUCAUCAUCUUCUUCUGCUACACUAGCCUCCUCUGCACUGUGCGAGCGGCUGCAGCUCAGCAGCAGGAGUCUGAAACCACCCAGAGGGCAGAGAAAGAAGUGACUCGCAUGGUCAUUGUCAUGGUGAUCUCCUUUUUGGUAUGCUGGGUGCCCUAUGCCAGCGUGGCUUGGUACAUCUUUGCCAAUCAGGGAACUGAGUUUGGGCCAGUAUUCAUGACUGCUCCCGCCUUCUUCGCCAAGAGUGCCGCUCUGUACAACCCAGUCAUCUACAUCCUGCUAAACAGACAGUUCAGAAACUGCAUGAUCACCACGGUGUGCUGUGGAAAGAACCCAUUUGGAGAAGAUGAGGCUGCCGUCUCCAAAACUCAGACUUCAUCCGUCUCUUCAAGCCAGGUGGCCCCCGCUUGACCUGUGCUCCCUUUCUCACCCUCUUCUGUCCCAUCUGUGCCUGCCUCAGAUGGGGACCCACCACCGCCAAGCAGCACUACCUUCAAUCAGCCAAUCCUCUUGACUUACCUCUCCUUUUGUCUUCUCUGCAGUGUCGCCACUGCACCUUCAAGCGGGACUGACGCAUUUAAAAACCAGCAUGUGUGUUUUUAAUCCAUUUAAUUAUGGAGGGUUCAGCUGGUCUCACAGAUUUUAACCUGGCAUCCAAAGGGGUGACCACUUGGUGGUCAUCCAACUGAGCACCAUAUGAGCUCUUCACUUUCCAAAAACACACAAACUGGGUAAAAAUCCAACUGUAAGUAAUUAUCACAACUAAUUAUGUAUCCAAAAACGUGCUUUAAACAGUCAAUUAUAUGAGUGGAAUUACUCUGUUUAGAUAAUCAGAUGAGUUUUUAAGCUCUACUGUUGUCUCUCUAACUCUAUUCUAGUUGCCGUGUCGAUCAAGCUGAGAAGGUUAGCUUCUUGGUAUUGUCUGAGAUGAUUAGUGUAAAGAAAUAUGGACCUCCUGCAAGAGUCUGUACAUGUGUGAGUUGGAUGUUUAUGUAUGCGAAUGUCAGAAUGCUAGUGUGUGAAUUAAGGUGAAACAGGAAUAUUACUGUAAUGGCUCGGAUUUGUGGCAGUUGUUCUGUGUCCUGCAAUAAAAACAAAGCUAAAUGUCUGCACGA
Messenger RNA from Pundamilia nyererei, 1959 nucleotides. RefSeq names its product extra-ocular rhodopsin (gene exorh). NCBI's taxonomy places the organism in Eukaryota, Metazoa, Chordata, Actinopteri, Cichliformes, Cichlidae. The record is from RefSeq and is a predicted model, not a curated record. The transcript has 5 exons. Gene Ontology annotation, molecular function: G protein-coupled receptor activity. Gene Ontology annotation, cellular component: membrane. Bases 200 to 1255 code for a protein of 351 amino acids. Gene Ontology annotation, biological process: G protein-coupled receptor signaling pathway; phototransduction; visual perception.